Phyllostomus hastatus (greater spear-nosed bat) is the source of this 2149-nucleotide messenger RNA. It is a transcript of the gene PPEF1, whose product is annotated as protein phosphatase with EF-hand domain 1. Bases 200 to 2149 code for a protein of 649 amino acids. Lineage: Eukaryota; Metazoa; Chordata; Mammalia; Chiroptera; Phyllostomidae. Gene Ontology annotation, molecular function: calcium ion binding; manganese ion binding; protein serine/threonine phosphatase activity. Gene Ontology annotation, cellular component: nucleus; cytosol. Gene Ontology annotation, biological process: detection of stimulus involved in sensory perception. The record is from RefSeq and is a predicted model, not a curated record. The transcript has 18 exons.
GGGUUUCUUCUUUGUGUGUGCGCGGACCUCAACAUUCCUCAUAGAGAACGUUUUUGAGGGCGAGGAAAGACCUCUACACUGGCCAAGCAAAAGAACCAGGGUCUGUGACUGAAGUGGCUCAGCUAAGGAGCGGUUCUCACAGCUAUUCGCACCAUCUGGGAAUACGAAAGUGAAGCUUUUUUAACACCAUCUAGAAGACAUGGGCUGCGGGAGUUCAAUUAGAAUCAAGAAAACUGCGAAAACAAUAAAAGCCGCGUUGAUCAUCCAAAAUUGGUACCGGGGUUACAGAGCUCGGCUGACGACCAGAGAACGUUAUGCUCUCACCGUCUUCCAGUCCAUUGAAUAUGCUGAUGAACAAGGCCAAUUACAGUUAUCGAAUUUCUUUUCCUUCAUGUUGGAAAACUAUGCAGGUAUAAAAGAGAAAGAUCCAGCAAUAGUAAAUCGACUAUUUGGUUGUUCCUUCCCGGAUGAAAAGAGUAAGUUGGAUUGUAUAGGAGUGAUAGAGAUCCCAGACUCCUAUACUGGCCCUCGGCUGAAAUUUCCACUCACUCCUGAUUCUCUUCAUUUACUGAUUGAGGGCUUUAAGAAGCAGCAGAUACUCCAUGCCUCUUAUGUUUUAGAGAUACUAUUUGAAACUAAGGAAGCCCUGAUGCAAAUGCCAAAUCUUAAUCGUAUAAGAACUUAUCCCACCAAAGAGAUAACAAUUUGUGGUGAUUUGCAUGGAAAAUUAGAUGAUCUCCUUUUGAUCUUCUCCAAGAACGGCCUCCCUUCAUCAUCCAACCCAUAUGUUUUUAAUGGUGAUUUUGUAGACCGAGGAAAAAAUUCCAUUGAGAUCUUAAUGAUCUUGUGUGUGGGUUUUCUUCUCUAUGGUGAUGACCUGUGCUUAAACAGAGGAAACCAUGAAGAUUUUUUAAUGAACAUGAGGUAUGGCUUCACAAAAGAAGUCUUGAGUAAAUACAAGGUACAUGGGGAAAAAAUCUUAAAAUUCUUGGAAGACGUUUUUGCCUGGCUGCCAGUCGGUACAAUUAUUGAUGAAGAAAUCCUGGUCACGCAUGGUGGGAUAUCAGAGUCCACAGAUUUGGUUUUACUCAAUAAUAUAGAAAGAAACAAACUGAAAUCUGUGUUGAUGCCACCAGUUCCAUUGGAUAGAAGCAACCCUGCUGAAAUGAGGAGACAUAGAGGACGUCCUCCACCAGUGGGAAUCAAAAUGACUGGACCCCCUUCUCAGUAUUUAACAAAGUAUGAGUGGGAACAGGUCACCGAUGUUCUGUGGAGUGAUCCUAGGGAGAAACGAGGCUGCUAUCCAAACACAUGCCGAGGAGGGGGCUGCUAUUUUGGGCCAGAUGUUACCGUCAAAUUUCUUAGGAAACACCGCUUGAAACUGCUCAUUAGGUCUCACGAAUGUAAGCCCGAUGGGUAUGAACUCUGCCACGAAGGGAAGGUCAUUACAGUAUUUUCUGCUUCUAAUUAUUAUGAAGAAGGCAGCAAUCGAGGAGCUUACAUCAGGGUGGGAUUUCGUUCGACCCUCCAGUUCUUCCAGUACCAAGUAACAAAGGCAACAUGCCUCAGUCCUCUUUACCGAAGGGUGCACACUAUCGAAUGUAGUGCCAUUAAGAUAUUAAGGGAGAGAAUGAUUGCACGAAAAACUGACCUUGUUAAUGUUUUCCAACAUCAAGACCGUAAGAAAACAGGAAAAAUUUCUAUGGGCCAAUGGGCUUUUUCUAUGGAGACCGUUUUGGGGCUGAAGUUACCAUGGAGAUCCCUGAGUACACGUCUGGUUACCAUAGACAAAGAAGGGAAUGUUGACUACAUGUCCUGCUUCAAUGAUAUGCACAUUCAAAAACCUGUGAAAGAGGUUCAGUCAGCUCUGAUUGAAACUCUGUACAGAUACCGAUCUGACCUGCAAAUCAUCUUUAAUGUCAUUGACUCUGAUCACUCGGGUCUGAUCUCCAUGGAGGAAUUUCAUACCAUGUGGAAACUUUUUAGUAGUCACUACAACGUUCAUAUUGAUGAUUCCCAAGUUGAUGAGCUUGCUAGAAGAAUGGACUUGAACAAAGACGGAAGCAUCGACUUUAAUGAGUUUUUUAAGGCAUUCUAUGUAGUGCACAAACUUGACAGCUUGACCAAAACAAAUGCCAAUCCUGUUUAA